Messenger RNA from Purpureocillium lilacinum, 1392 nucleotides. RefSeq lists its product as uncharacterized. The record is from RefSeq and is a predicted model, not a curated record. NCBI's taxonomy places the organism in Eukaryota, Fungi, Ascomycota, Sordariomycetes, Hypocreales, Ophiocordycipitaceae.
AUGAAGUCUGCCGCCGUGACCGCACUUGCGGCCCUCGGCAGCGUCGCCGUCGCCGCCAAGGAUGGACGCACCUUUGGCGUCCUUCACUUCAACAACAAGCAACUCACCAUCGGCCGCGCGGAUCCCAUCGUGAACCCCGGCGUCCCGUCGCCUCACUUGCACCACAUCCUGGGAGGCAGCGCCUUCAGUCUCAACUCCACCGGCAAGACUCUCCAAAACUCCCAAUGCACCUCUGCACAGGUCGUGGGCGACAACAGCAACUACUGGUUCCCCUCGCUCUACUUUAGAGACCCCAAGACGAAAAAGUUUGAGCCUGUAGAGCUGUUCUACGCCCAGGUAUACUACUUCUUCGAGCCCACCAACGACGACAUCAAGCCGUUCCCCCUGGGCCUUCAGAUGGUCAUUGGGGAUGUGAAUACGCGCUCUCCUCCCGCUGGCGGGGCGAGCGGCAACACAGAUCCGUCCAAAGGCCCUCUCAACCCCAUCAAGUGGACGUGUCCCCGCAAGAGCUACGACCCGCCGUCUUGGAAGGCCGAUUCUGACGGUAGCAUGGGUGGCAUGCCUGAUAAGAACAACAAGGGUGAAGGAGUCGGCUUCCCGGAUGCCAACUGUGACGGAUAUGCCUCUCCCCUCCGCGCCGACCUUCACUUCCCGUCGUGCUACAACCCCAAGGCAGGCUUGACCGACUACAAGAAUAACAUGGCCUAUCCCACCAACGCUGGGCACGGGAGAAGGGACUGCCCCAGUGGUUGGAUCCACGUUCCGCACAUCUUCUUUGAGGUUUACUGGAAUACGCCCAAGUUCAAGGACCGCUGGACGCCGUUCCAGGGCAAGCAGCCCUUCGUUCUCUCCAACGGUGACGCUACCGGCUAUAGCCUGCACGCCGACUUCAUGUCUGGCUGGGACGAGAAGCUGCUUCAGCACAUCAUCGACACUUGCAACACGGGAGGCAAAGGUCUGGAGCAAUGCCCCGGUCUAACCUACGGGUCGACCAAGAAGGAAUGCAAAAUCGACAACCCCGUCCCGGAAACGACGAGCGGCGUACUGGAUGCUCUUCCCGGCAACAAUCCCAUUUCGGGCUGGGCUUAUGGCCCCAAGCCCAACUCUGAACACAGCUCCGAGGCGGCCGCCAAGCCUGACGCUACCAGCGAGCCAUCCGUUCAGAAGAAAGAUUCGACGACUCCGGCCUCCGCCCCAACAACCUCGAUCCCCGGGGUUGUUGGCUCGCCAUUGCCGUCGAAAGGAGCCGAGGAUGCCCAAUGCACACCCAAGAUCGUCACAGUCUGGGAGACGGUCACGGUCACCGCAGAGGCUCCCGCCGCCAAGACCCCCUCGUCCAACAACCGGCGGCGCGGCUACGACCACGUCAGACGCCAGCGCAAGCAGGAGUAG